UCUCCCUUUUUGGCGAUGUUUUUAUUUCAUGUUAUGUGUUUUUAGCUGAAAUGCCUGUUGAUUGAUCCGUAUGUAAUGUUUUAUUGCAAUUGAUGUUUAGUUACAGUUGAUGAUAGCUCAAAGAUCAUGUUUUUCUUGUUGUAUCUGUGAUUUUGUUUGAUUCUAUGCAUGGAAUUUUGUUAUGUUGGCUUGGAUUAUGUUUCUUUUGACAUUUUCUUUUUGUGAAUGUUGUUUAGUGAUAUUUUUGUUGGAAAUCGAUGAUCCUCUCUGUAUUCAUGCCAUAUUUUCUGAAUUUGUUCUUCAGGCUCCAAAUGUUGCUUUUGUGUUGUGAAAUGUGUGCAAGUUGUUAAAUUUAUUCACAUUGUCCGUUGUAUGCGAGCCAUCUAUGUCGGGGAUCAGAACAGGCACAUUGUUUUUAGACCCAUUUCCAUAUUAUUGUGGACUUUAGUUUGUUUUAUGUUUGUUUUAGAAGUUAAGUAACAUGACAUGCUUAAUAAUCUUUAGAUAAUUCGUACUUGUGUAUAGGCUAAAUGGAAUGUUUAUAUUGAGGACGUUGCACCAGGAUAAGUUGCAGCUUUAUUUUUUUUAAAAUAGUUACUCUAUUCAUUAUCCUCUUCCUUAACCGUUUUAGAUUAGUUUUUCAUAUUUUAUAUUAUGGGUUUUUGAGUAAUGGUCGCUUCUUAUGUACUGAGAUGAUUAUGGAUUUGAUUUUUUAGUUGUGUAGUGUUUGGCUGGAAUAUCUUAGUCGCUUGAGUCAUUCAAAUCCACUUGGAAUUGAGAAAGUGUGGUUUAUUUGAUCUUUGGGUUGAGAUCUUAAAUUCUAAUACAUAUUUAUCUUCAUUAUAUUAUCUUGAGAGGGUAUGGCCUAUUUGAUUUCAGGUAAAUACAAUAAAAUCUAUUAUGUUUCCACAAUAGGGUAUGGCCUAUUUUGACAUUUAUUUUUUAGUAUUUUCCACAUUUUGCAUCAGAAGAAAAUGAAAGUUGGUUUGGAGUUUCUUGUUUUAAAUAACCUUUCUUUUUCCUGAUCCCCAAUUUUGCUGCAGUUCCUCGUUUUUACCUGUUAAUAUGUAUUGGGUUCACGUUCUUAUUUUGGUUUACUGUUUUCUCUGUCUGUCUCCUAUUAUUUUUGUAAUGUUUGUUUCCAAAAGGAAGAGAAAGUUAUGUAAUGCACUAAUGGAAGUUUGUGGGUUCAACUUGCUUUGUUUGAUAGGUUCUGUGCUGGUUCUUGUUUCUUGUUUUUCAGCUGUCAAUGCUCGUGGGAUCUAUCAUUGUGCAUGGCAACAUUUGAAGUUGGCCAAAGCAAUGUCGGAUUCAACUCUCUCGACAAUGCAACAAAGGGAGUCCUUUCAAGUGAAAGUGUGAAUCCUUUGGCAUAUAAACUUGUUCGGGUUGAAGGGGAUGGGUCUUAUAUUCCUGCUUCAGAAGAUGAGUUGAUGAAAUUUGAGCCUUACUCAGAAGAUCCUGAAGAUGAGAAGUUUUUGAGAAAUGCUCUCUUUGAUAUGGAUGCUGAAAAUGCUGAGAGGAGCUUAGCUAUUGAAGAUUUUCCUUGCUCCAUUGACGAUUCUGUAUUAAAGAACAAUGGAGGUGCUUUGGGAUGUGAUAUCAGACAAGGGUUGAACCAGAAAAUUGUUGAUUUUAUUGAUGUACUAGAUGAAGAUGGGGGCGAGCAUGUACGUGUGACAAGUAGCAUCUCCCCGGAAUUUCUUCUGGGGAAAUCUUCCUGGGACCAGAGUGAAGUUGUCAACUAUAGUGUUGAUUCUUUCGAUUCUGCAUCAGGGAUUUUGUGUCCAGGUAGCAGUUUUGCAGAACCAGCCACAAAUUUGGUAUUUGAUCCACGCAAAGAAUGUUAUUUUGAAACUGCAACUGCAGCAUAUCCACAUCAAAGCACCUUCAGUAAAAGUGAAAGGGAUACUGCCAAGGUAUCUAAGCUACCAGGUACAAUAAUUCCGUUGCCUGAAGCUAAAUAUGAUCAGAGUUCUAUUUGCCUGGAGAAUCUUACCAUUCGGGAACUUCAUGAGGCUUUUCGGACCACAUUUGGGCGGGAGACUUCUGUCAAAGACAAGCGCUGGCUUAAGCGUCACAUUUCCCUUGGUUUGCAUAACUUCCUUGUAUCUGAGAAUGCUUCUAGUUUCUUAGAUGGUAAAGUUUCUUCAAAUGAAAGUGAUGAGGUGAAACCUUAUGCAUUUGACAAUGAUUCAUCAGAAGAAAUCUGUGAUUCCUUUGCAAAGGUAGCUUGUAAAAGAGAUUCAGCAGAUGGGAGUGGUGUGAGCAGGAAAAGACAGGGAAGGAAAGAUUCUGUUACUACUCAUUUACAAGGAGUUGCUAAAGAAGGAUUUGGUGUUUCACAUGUUGAAGAAACGGAACGCGCACUUGUAGGUAGAAAGAGAUUGCGUAAGCCUACACGGAGGUACAUUGAGGAGUCGUCAGAGAUGAAAUCAAGAUUCAGGAGCGGAAGAACAGUGACAUCUUUAAAGGACACACGGGAUGACUUUUUACGCAUUCGGUCUCGAGAGAAGCGUUACUGGAAGGGUUUCGAAGGAAUGACUGUAGUUUCAAGACAGGAUUCUCUUGGGGGAUCUGGCAUUCAAGUUCCUUUUGUCCUUCGCGUGCGGAGAGGACGCCCAAGGAAAAAUUGCACCUCACUUUUGGUGCAUGAUGCCCAGGAUGACAAGGAUCGAAUGCUACUUUCAGUUGUGCAAGAUAAAAUAUACUCUGAGACACAUUAUGAUGCAUCAGAUGACUGUGUUGCGACCAUUAGAACAGCAAAGGGUGGUAUUCGGAGGAAGCAUCACCGGUCAUGGACACUCCAUGAAGUUGUGAAAUUGGUGGAAGGAGUUCAAAGGCAUGGAGUUGGAAAAUGGUCAGACAUAAAGAGGCUUGAAUUUGCGUCAUCUGUUUAUCGAACUUCUGUCGACCUUAAGGAUAAGUGGCGAAAUCUUCUGAGGGCUAGCUAUGCGCAGUUACAGACAAAGAAAGAGGUUGAGAAUAAGAGGAAGCAUGCGUCUUCAGUGUCCAUACCAGCAUCCAUUCUGAAGCGUGUGAGGGAAUUGUCCGUCAUGUAUCCAAAGGAUCAUCAACAUCGACCACUUACUGAACAAGUCAACAAUAGGAAUGCUUUCAUGAUGGGCCGAAGUGGAGGGAAUGUACAUAAGAGGCUUCAAUGUAAUUAAUCAAUUGUCGUUUUUGGGAAUUAUUUUCCAUCUGUUGUAUUUUUCAACUAGGACGCUUCACCUGCCCCCUCCCAUUCUCUCACAUUUGUGCUGUACAGGCAUUAUGCAGUAUGCAUGUCUUUUGCUUGUCUUGAGAGCAUGCAUUUCUCGACCUGGAAGAGGAUCAUGAUGAUUGAGAUGGGAGUUCCAACCUUAAGUCUAUUGCUCUAUGA
Amborella trichopoda is the source of this 3382-nucleotide messenger RNA. The record is from RefSeq and is a predicted model, not a curated record. Lineage: Eukaryota; Viridiplantae; Streptophyta; Magnoliopsida; Amborellales; Amborellaceae.